Messenger RNA from Melitaea cinxia (Glanville fritillary), 1273 nucleotides. Its product is annotated as growth hormone-regulated TBC protein 1-A. The record is from RefSeq and is a predicted model, not a curated record. Bases 1 to 1014 code for a protein of 337 amino acids. The transcript has 6 exons. NCBI's taxonomy places the organism in Eukaryota, Metazoa, Arthropoda, Insecta, Lepidoptera, Nymphalidae.
AUGGCUCACUCAAGUUUCAGUGCUGUAGAUGAAUACGGCUUCGAGAGACAUGAUGAUUUCGAUUACGAAAGCUAUGAAGAAUUUAUGUCCGCUUAUUUAAAAGUUUUGGCAUCCAGAGCUCAAAAAUGGUCUACUUUACUUGGUGAAGGAAAGUCGGUCAAACGGACUAAUACUGUGAAAAGAUAUGUGCGCAAAGGAAUACCUAGUGAGCAUCGUCCAUCCGUAUGGAUGGCUAUAUCCGAAGCUGAUAAAAUGAGAGAACAGAGCCCUGAUCUAUACCAAAAGAUUUUAGACAGUCCUUUUGAAAAAGAACUAGUUGAUCUUGUGAAGACAGAUCUGCCUCGCACAUUUCCUGAUAACAUAUACUUCACCAAGGAGGCUAAUCAUCAGGCUCAUUUAUUCAAUGUGCUCAUAGCUUAUGCACAUAAUAAUAGAGUAGUUGGAUAUUGUCAAGGAUUAAAUUAUAUAGCUGGUUUGUUGCUGCUCUCAACAAAAAGUGAAGAGAUAUCGUUUUGGUUGUUGAAAGUCCUGGUGGAGAAGAUACUUCCAGAUUACUACACAAAAACAAUGGAUGGUCUCAUAGUAGACAUUGAAGUAUUGUCUGAACUAGUCAAAGCUAAAGCACCAGAUGUACACCAGCAUGUUAUCAACUUAGGUCUACCCUGGGCAGUUAUAACCACAAAGUGGUUUGUAUGCCUGUUUGCAGAAGUUCUGCCAAUUGAAACGGUUUUGAGAAUUUGGGACUGCCUUUUUUACGAAGGCUCCAAAAUAUUGUUUAGGGUUUGUUUGACUUUGAUCAAGAACAACCGAGCUUCUAUAAUGGCCUGUAAUGAUUUUACAUCCUUAGCGGAAUGUUUUAAGGCAAUUGUCAAAAAUGCCAGUGCAUUGCACUGCCAUGAAUUCAUGCAGUCAAUUUUUAAAGUACCUGGAACUCUCUCAAAUUCGACAAUAAUAAAGCUCCGAGCACGAUUUGCAAAGCAGCGUCGAGAGCAACAACAGAAGGAGCCACGGUGAAUCAUUGGUUUGACAAUGUCCCCGGAACUUUUGAUCUCAUCUUGUCAAAAGAUAUAACAAAAGGCACAGACUGAUAACCAAGUAAAAAGUAACCACUGCCUUUGUUUAAUUUCCAUAUUACUUAACACGAUUUAUAGUUGAAUCGUAAUAUUUUCAGAAAACUAGCUGCUACCCUGCUUCCCUCGAACUGCCAUACUUUUUUUUCGUAUGUAUAAAGAUUUUUUUAAAAUAAAAACCUUGAAAAUAAUAAUUGUUCAAA